GUAAGAUUUUUGGAGGGCAGGGUUAAGUGCAUUGGUACAAAGCAUUGAGCAUUAGGUGCAUUGGUCCAAAGGUCUCCGCUAUAAGAUCUUUGCAUUGGAUUACGCAGGAGUGGAGUAUCUUGCUCCGCUCUUUGACCUUUGGCCAUCAGUGCUCAGCAAAGGCUCAGGGCAGGACAGAGCGCGAGUUGUUCCCGGGAAGUUGCAGCGAUGGUGAGCAGAUUUAACAAAGAAAUGGAGUCAUUACUGCCGCCAAAAGAAGCUGGAAAAUUUAUAGCUGAAAAUAGUAAAGAUGUCUUUAUUGUAGAUGAAGGAGUCAAAAAGGUUGCAGAAAUGCUAUUUGAAAAGAGAAAUACAAAGGAACUUGACCCAACAGGAUGGAAGUUGCUCCAUGAGCUGAAUCCCCAAAUGAUGAACGAGGAGUCAAUUAACUGGGUGUUUGUUACAGACACCCUCAAUUUUUCCUUUUGGUCUGAAAAUGAUGAUAACAAGUGUUUGAUUAAGUACAAAGGCAAACUGCAUAGUGGUUUUUGGUCGCUUUGUGCUGCUGUUAACAGAGCAUUAGAUGAAGGCAUUCCGAUCACCAGUGCAUCAUAUUUCGCCAAUAUAACACUUGAACAACUGAGAAACGUGCUGUCUUCAGAAUCUGAUAAUCCAAUGCCACUGAUUGAAGAACGUCUCAGAGUGCUUAAGGAAGCUGGAAAUGUUUUGCUGGAAAAGUUUGAUGGUUCCUUCCUUAACUGCAUUAAGAAGAGUGAAAAUAAUGCUCAGAAGCUGCUAAUGCUUGUGGUGGAAAACUUUCCUUCAUAUAGAGAUGAAACUGUCUUUCAGGGAAAGAAAGUUGCUUUCUAUAAAAGAGCGCAGAUCCUUGUAGCAGACAUCUGGGGACUCCUGGAAGGAAAGGGGUAUGGUUUAUUUCAUGACAUUGCUAGCCUGUCUAUGUUUGCAGACUACAGAAUCCCUCAGGCACUUGUCUACCUUGGAGCCAUGAAGUAUUCACAAGAACUCAUGGAUAAACUCAAACAAGGUGUGCUCUUCCAGUCAGGAGAUUGUCAGGAAGUGGAAAUUCGAGGUUGCUCCAUUUGGUGCAUUGAGUUAAUAAUGCAUCGCAUCCGAGAACUUGGAGCACAGAAAAAUUGUGUGAAUAAAGAGAUCAAUUCUAUUCUUGUCGAUUACUAUCUGUGGGAUUAUGCAGCGAAUCACCGAAUUAAUAUGGCAAAUAUUCCUAUCCAUCGUGUACGAUGCAUCUACUACUAGUUGUAUUCUAUGUCGUUUCUAUGAGGCAAAGAAAGAGCUUUAUUUGUGUGACUAGUCUGAUUGGAUUGCUCAUUUAUACUAAUUUGCUGAAUUUAACUCUUCACCAAAAUCAUGACUCAAAAUUAUGGCGUUUUACUAAUUAUGGUUUGAAAAUAUAAAAAGGUAAGAAUCCCAACCUCUGGCUCCAUUUGCCCAACAUCCAGCACCAUGCCAGAUUCCACCUAUUACCUGCCGGACUUUGUCUCAUCCCUCCCUCACCUCUUUGUAUUGACUAUCUUCCCUCAACAAUCUCAGUCCUGGUGCAAUCAUAGUCCUGGUGCAAGUGGCUGAUCGACGCGAAACAUCGAACAUCUACUUUCCUCCACCGAUGCUGCCUGACCUGCAACCUUCCUCCAGAAAUUUCUGACCUCUAGAUUCCAGCAUCUGAAGUCUCUUAUGUCUCCAGGUAAUUUAAGUAGAAUGGUAAUUUAAGUAAGAGGCUUCAGUUAUCCAUGGUCUUGUGUUCCUAGUAGCAUCUCCUUGGUCAAUGACAGUACAAAAUGGAGGACCAAGGUGGAACCGAAAAUAAAGCAUGAUUUUUAAUAACACGGUCUUGUACAUGUACUGACGGUCUUGCAAUAGCAGCAUUGACAUCUGGGUGGAAUAUCUGAUGUAGAUACUUCUUCGAUCAUUUCCAAAAUUUGCUAGAAAUGACGUACUUUGAAGAUUGCUCAUGGCAAUUUCUAGAACAAGUUAUGUCAUAAAUGUAUGUGCACUUCUUACCUAUGUACCAGCAUUUCUUUAUACCAGUGAUUAAAAAUGUAUUGGAAAUUU
Messenger RNA from Amblyraja radiata (thorny skate), 2067 nucleotides. It is a transcript of the gene qng1, whose product is annotated as Q-nucleotide N-glycosylase 1. The transcript is spliced from 6 exons. NCBI's taxonomy places the organism in Eukaryota, Metazoa, Chordata, Chondrichthyes, Rajiformes, Rajidae. The record is from RefSeq and is a predicted model, not a curated record. The coding region runs from base 208 to 1254 and encodes 348 amino acids.